GGCCUCUGUAGAUUACUUUUUCUAUUCACACAGUGACAGUGAGGAGAUGCGUUGCCAAAAGGAGCCAGAAGAGGACUUACGUGAGGCUUCAGAUCCCUACAGCCAUUGGAUUUGUUGGAAAACACUACAAUAUUUUGGAAUCGGGGUGGAUGACUAUUACAGCUUCAAACCCAAGCAGAAUCUUGAAGCAGAGCUAAAAGUUCAUCUUUUCCAAAAUGUUCAGCCCCUUCCACCUCAGAACCUCUCAGUCAGAGAAAGUUCAGGAGCCUUCUUGCUCACCUGGACAGCACCUGAUGGAAGCCAAGGGCUGGGCAAUGCACUGGAGUAUGAAGUUGCUUACAAGCGGGACUGGGAGUCCUGGGAGGCUGCUUCACGCCUACUCUCCACCACCACUCAUUGCCAUCUCAGCCACCUCAUCCCAGGGAGCAGAUACAUUGCCCGUGUGCGAGCCAGACCGGAGCAGGACAGAGGUUUCUCUGGGCAAUACAGUGAGUGGAGCACAGAUGUGUCCUGGGAGACCGCCGAAGGUGGCAUUCAUCCCAGGAACCUUCGUUGCCUCUUCAACGGUGCGUAUCUGAAGUGCAGCUGGGAAGUGAAGAAAGUGAUUGCCAGCUCUGUCAUCUUUGGCUUGUUCUUCAAGGCCACUCCAGCAUCAGCGGAAGAGGAGUGCUCCCCAGUGUAUGAGAAGGCUUUGCCCCAUGUCCCAUAUGUGGUGCAGAGCUGUGGAAUCCCUGUUAGCAAUAUCAGCAGUCAGAGCCAGUACCAAGUGUCUGUGCGGACCAAGACGGAGGAGAAACAGAUAAAAACCUACAAGAACAUCAAGGUGCUGCCACCGGCAAAUGUGUCAGUGGAACUGACGAAAAACCAAGAGUAUGAACUGAGGUGGAAAAAACACACUUUACGGUAUGGUUUCAUAAAACAGCAGUACCAAGUCCAGUUCUGGAAGCACAACCAAUAUGAAAAGACCGUGAAGACAAUAAACAUUACCAAUGAUGAACCUCCCUUCAUCUUCACUGAUCAGAUGUUGUCAGCGUCUACAAAAUACAGGGGAAGAAUGCGUGCAAUGGUGAAUAAUCAGGAUUAUCAGGGAUACUGGAGUGAAUGGAGUGAGGAGUUCAUCUGGGAAACUGAGAAUGUUCUUUCACCAGUGGUUCUCCCAUUGAUGCUCCCAGUUCUCAUCAUCACUUUGCUCGUUGUUGCUUAUUGCAGCUUUAAGUAUUUACUCAGGUAAGUUUGUGCUGUGAGGAGGCGAUUUAGCUGUGUG
Meleagris gallopavo (turkey) is the source of this 1264-nucleotide messenger RNA. NCBI's taxonomy places the organism in Eukaryota, Metazoa, Chordata, Aves, Galliformes, Phasianidae. The record is from RefSeq and is a predicted model, not a curated record.